AUGGAGCAAAUAUUAUAUAAUCAAAGCCUUAAAAUUUCUACCCUUUCAACUUUUCAAGGUUUAAUUUUUCUCAAGGUCCUAAUUUUUUCUAUUUUCCAACAGUUACUUUGUAAUCCAGUUAUGCAAUUGUUUGAAACGAAAGCCCCAAUAAUGGAAUCUUAUUCAACUGUUUUGUUCAAAAGUAGUUGGAAUAAAGAGCGAAAUUUCAUAUCUGCCACCAAGAAUAUAUUUAUACUAUUCUUUACCAUUUUGAGAUUAGCGGAAUAUAUUGUAUACAAACUCUCUGAUCAGAAGUAUCGGUCGCACACAUCCUUGAAUGUUCAACAUUUCAGAUGGAAUAUAAAGGGAAAUACAAAUCAAAAAAAAGAGUCUUCCUUCAACAAGGUUUGCUUACCAAGAACAAGUAUACUACCGAUUUUUGUAGCCAAUGGACUAAAAAAUAGAUUCUCAGGUCCGCUACCUGGUAAAUCCUUGGAAUGUUUCCAGAAAGCAGAUCUUUGGAAAAAUAACAAUAUCAGGCGGUAUAACGUACCAGAAACUAAAGCAGUAAACGCACUUCUAUGGCAAAAGCAAUGCACAUAA
Molecule: messenger RNA, 582 nt
Organism: Saccharomyces paradoxus
Lineage: Eukaryota; Fungi; Ascomycota; Saccharomycetes; Saccharomycetales; Saccharomycetaceae
Exons: 1
Coding region: 1-582 (193 amino acids)
Source: RefSeq, a predicted model, not a curated record